CGUACAUCAAUAUACCUACAGUACAGUGUUAUAAAAAAAUCAUCUCUUGUUGCGUUGUGCGAAAUCCUGAUUUCCGUACUUUUAUUGUACUUUGCGAGUUAUUUAUUUUCUCUUGUACUGGAGAACCUACUGUAAGUUAUUUCUGUGCAAUAAAGAAUAAUUGGUAAGAAUAUUUUGAAGGUAGUGUAAUAGUGAGUGAAAUAGGUAGGUACUUCCUAUAGAAAUGGUGUUGUCACUGAGAGCCUUUCUAUUUUCUAUAUCUUGAAUAUUUAGUAAAAUUACUGUGCAGCCCAGAAUGUCGUCCAAUAAAGAAGUUUUCUCUUUGUACGAUAGCAGUCCUGAUUCCUUAUUCGACAUAUGUAUGGCUUACAUAGUAGAUAAUCUGAAUACUAUUACGAAAUUAGAUCCUACUAGUCGAUUGCGCAAACUCAAAGACGAUGUCAUAUUACCAGCUGAAAUUUGUGAAAAAUUUCUAUCAGCUUACCAAAAAAACAGCCGUGUUAGUGACAAUAUUGCCAAUUUGUUUCGUGACCGCCAACGUACAAGGUUGGGCACUGUCAAACUGCGCAACUCUCGCAUCACAGAUGAAGGUCUACGAAGUUUUAUGGAGCACAAGCCUUAUGAGGUGGAAUUAGUGCAAUGUGAGUAUCUCUUGCCAGCUUCCUUAGAUAUAAUAAAUGCCAACAGCCAAAAUCUAGUGUCACUGAAAGUUGGGCCACUCACAAAUGUAUUAUCACAAAAUGAAAGCCUAUUUAGACAGAGAGGCUACAUAAUAAAUGCGCCAAAACUUAGAAGACUUACUAUUCAACGUCGAGGGCUUGCAAUAGUUCCAUUACUCCUCCUCAAAACUUUAACUCAUUUGACACAUUUGGAUUUAUCUGAAUGUAGUUCAAAUAAUUCCAUACUGGCAAUAAAUGAACUCAAAAAUUUAAAAUCACUAAUAUUGCAUAGUGUGCACUGGUCAAAAGAUGUAAUAGAUUGGAUAGCCACAUUGCAUACAUUGCGACACUUGGAUAUAUCUCAGGCAAAUGAACGACAGGGCAAAUAUUUUUGCCCAAAUGAUGUUUUGUCAAAGUUGGUCACUAGUUUGCCACUUCUGGAGUCAUUAGAUAUAUCAGGAACAAACUUGGCUGGAUCUGGAGCUGCAGCUGUUUCAAAGGAUUCUGCUGGCAAGUCAAAAAAUCAAGAAUGUUGUGAUAUACCUGGUCUUGUAAGCCGUGUUAACAGACCAUUGGAGUUUCUUGGUCUCUAUGGUACACAUCAUGGUGCCUGCAAAAGACAUGAUAUUCCAGCUAAAGUGAUUUCUGGAGAUGCUAAUGAAGAGCAGAUACUUACCGCAGCUACAGCCUACAUGGAGAGACCAGCAAUGUUAGCGCGUGUUCUCAAUGAUCUCUACUACUUGUUCCGUUAUGAGAAUAAUGCAUAUGUGGGCCGCGCCCUCUGUGUUGUUCUUGAUGCUAUGGAUCAACAUGUCUUAGAAAAACAUAUACAAAUUUCUGGAAGUGCCACACUGUUCUACAUUGUGAAGGGAAAGGAAAAAGACAGAAUUGGAAUCAAACUAAAAAGACGCAUCAUCUCUGCUUUACUUGAUGGGAUGGAAGCACAUCUUGGGGAUGAUACAAUGAUGAGAAAUGGUUGCCUAACACUCUGCCAGUUUAAGAUUCCAACUGACGUGAUGUUCGAGUAUGAACGUGUCGUGCAAAUAUUGUUGAGUGGCGUCGCCGAUUUGAAUCAAGAAGGAUUUGUGCAAAGAAUUGCCAUAUAUUUACUGAAUUCGCUCGCCUGUCAAGUGGACGGAAAGCAAAAACGUUUUCUAGGGAAUAACGGCGCAAUAGGGAAAAUGUUAAAUUUAAUAUCAGACCGGCUGGAGCGACGCAUAUGUGAUGACGUACUGGAGGUAGCAUGGUCUACUAUGUGGAAUGUGACUGACGAGACCCCACAGAAUUGCCAAAGGUUCCUGGAGAAUCGUGGCAUGGAGUAUUUCCUUGCUUGUCUUAAGAGUUUUCCUGAUAAGGAAGAGUUGCUUCGCAAUAUGAUGGGGCUUCUCGGCAACGUUGCUGAAGUAGCUGAACUACGGCCGCAACUGAUGGACAAAUUGUUUCUCACUGUCUUUUAUGAAUUACUCGAUUCUUGCAGUGAUGGUAUAGAGGUAAGCUACAAUGCUGCCGGGGUGUUAGCUCAUAUGGCGUCAGAUGGCCCCCAAGCUUGGACAGUAGACGAGCCAGCUCGCGAGGCAGUGUUGGCGCGUGUUGCAGCUGCGGUCGAUCGUUGGGACUUAAAAGCGGAACGGAAUAUUAACUAUCGUUCUUUUGAGCCUAUACUCAGUUUGCUGAAUGCCCAUCACACACCGCAGUGCCAGCAUUGGGCUGUCUGGGCAUUGGCUAAUCUUACAACUGUUUACCCUGAGAAAUAUUGUAAUCUAGUGGAAGCUGAAGGAGGAUUAAAAUUAUUGAAGGAACUACUGUUGCACCCUGCUCCCUAUAAACUAAUCAAGGAUCUCGCACAUGUUGUCAUCGAUAAUUGCUCUCAGUAUGCCGUGCGCGAAUAUGAUGCCGGUACUUCCCUGGAUCCGCUUGCGCCAGACAACUAACUAAUGGAGUACUUUGAGGAUAUAUAUCCUCUAAUGCGAGAAUAGCUGAGAUUCGCGUGGGUUUCCGUCCUCUGGACCCACCUGGUGAUAGCUGUAGCUGCGUCUACUGAGACCACCGGCAACCCAGGACAAUGAACUCUAGUGAUGUCGCGAACUCUAUUCAAACGCAUAAAUGAACUAUGGUGAAAUGAGUUAAAAAUCUAUCUCGGUAUGAACUAAAAUGUUCACUGUGUUAGUACAAUAAGUAAAUACUAUGAGUGGCGCGUGCCAUUAUGUUUAAGUGUCGAACUUAAAUUUUGGCAUCUCACGGGCAUGGUAUAAAUAUUUAUUUAUGCUUCAUAUGCAUGUUUUUUUUUAUCAAUAACAAAAAAUAACACUUUAGUUAUCGUGAUUUAUGGCUAACCAACUACUACCUAAUAGAUUUCUUUUAAAGAAACUGUUUCUAUAUAAAAUAUUUGAUGUUAGAGUUAUAGUAAUAUAUUGAAAAUAGAAAUAAGGAAGGUGCAACACUGAUUAUUUUUUGUUUAGCCAAUGCUUUAAAUUUUAUAGCAAUAUGAUCUGUAUUUUGUACCUUAUAUAUAUUGGAUUUCUAUAUUUUACAUUUAAGAAAUAUUUAUUUUAGGAUUUCAGUAAAUGUUUAUUAGUUACUAUAUCAAUAGCUUGUUAAUUCGGCAAUGUCUAGUAUGUAUGUUAUUUAUAUAACUGUUUAUAUUUACACCAUAUGUUACUAGACUUACUACUAUUACUAUAUAUGUGUACUAAUUAUUGUUAAUUAGAUUUCGCAGAGUCCAUCGAUAAUUUGAUGAUAUUUUAAGAGAGCAGUCUGUUUCAAUGUCAUACUUUGUAUGGGUUACUUAUAUAUACAGAGAUCAUUAACUACAUAAUGACAGAAGUGAUUUUGUUAUCGUUUUCGUGUAAUAAUGUAAAUUCUUUACAAGUAGUAUAAUAACCACUUAUGAUUUUAUACUUAAAUACACUAAAUUUCAUGUAGUGUGGUGGUUGUUUUAUGAAUAACAAUUGAUUUGGUCGAUAUUAAUCGAUACAAAUCGAAUCGCUGUAUUUUUUUUCAUUGUUCUAGAUAAUGGUAACAAUUUUAUCUAACACCUUCACAAACCCAUCACAUUUUAAUAUAAUCAGCUGUAAAUUAAUCAGCAGCAUUUUUUUAAAUUUUAAAGAAAGUAAAUCGAAUAGUAUAUUUUUUUAUUAAUCCUGUAAAUCAAAACAUAGACAUCUAAAUCAAGUUUUAAAUAUUAUAUAAAAUAGUUUACUAUUAUAAUCUUUUAGAGAAAACGACAAAGAGUAUCUAUCUAAAAUAUUUCUCAAAAACACAACGAACAUUGUCUUUUAAAAUAAUAUUACAAAUAUUAUUUUACAUGUUCAGUAUUCGAUUGAAUCCAUUUACAGAAACCCAUCUUUUAUAAUUAAAAGAAAGGUGUUUUGUAGAUAAAAUAUUAGAUUACAAUUAUAUUUAUUAUCCAUUAAAAAUAUACUUUUGUAUGGGGAUAAAUCAUGCCUUUGCUUAUUACUACUUAUUAUUCGGCCGUCCGUAGAAUCUAAGCCGUUAAAUGACGUAUGGUUUUUAGUAUGCCGAUUAAAUCUAAAUCGCCUUAACUUCCUAAUACUCCUCAAAUGUUGCAUCAGUGAUGAUGAAAGCUAUAGUAUCACACAUUACUAGUGAUAUGAUGCUCUCUCGAUUUUAAAUACAGUCAUAAUAGAAACUGAUGUGAAAUAUAAAAUGUAUUUAUGGUUUUAAAAAAAUCAACAUUUACAAAAUAUUUUUCUUGAUGUCAUUAAAGUGGUAUAUUUAUAUCUACAAUAGUAUGUUGAUAUAAAAUUCACCAAUUAAAACUACUUACUUAAUUUUACGAAAACGAAUAGCAAACUUCUAUAAAUUGUGUUAAGUACAUCUAUCUCUGUAAUCCAACAUGGAUAUAUUUAAUAAUGUUUUGUUUUAUUUACUUUGUUGUAAAUCGUCAGAUACGGUUAUUACAAGUAUUCAAUAAGGUGUAUUAUAAAAGAGUUUCUUUUACCUAAUUUAGUGAAACGAUUUCUCAUUUACAUCACACUUCUUAUAUUCAUGUUUUUGUUAUUAAAAAAAAAUCACUUAUAAAAAAAGUUGAAAUGUAUUAAUUCUAGAAAUCUUAAAUCUUAAAAAGAUUGUCGUUUUAGUAAUUAAUAUGUUAUCAAUAAAGUAAUAAUA
Molecule: messenger RNA, 4790 nt
Organism: Galleria mellonella (greater wax moth)
Lineage: Eukaryota; Metazoa; Arthropoda; Insecta; Lepidoptera; Pyralidae
Product: protein zer-1 homolog
Exons: 8
Coding region: 296-2590 (764 amino acids)
Cellular component (GO): Cul2-RING ubiquitin ligase complex
Source: RefSeq, a predicted model, not a curated record